This is a messenger RNA of Tupaia belangeri chinensis (Chinese tree shrew), 2781 nucleotides long. RefSeq names its product semaphorin 3E (gene SEMA3E). Gene Ontology annotation, molecular function: semaphorin receptor binding; chemorepellent activity. Lineage: Eukaryota; Metazoa; Chordata; Mammalia; Scandentia; Tupaiidae. Gene Ontology annotation, biological process: axon guidance; neural crest cell migration; semaphorin-plexin signaling pathway. The record is from RefSeq and is a predicted model, not a curated record. The transcript has 17 exons. The coding region runs from base 320 to 2647 and encodes 775 amino acids. Gene Ontology annotation, cellular component: plasma membrane.
CAGAAGUGACUGAAAAAUACAGCUUCUUCCUGAAUGUACCGGCUUAGUUACUGAAGAGAGCUCUAGACAGGACAUGUCUCUGAAGCCUCACUCCUUGGAAUGUCCUCUCGCUCCCGGCUUAUAAACAACUGUCCUGGGCAAAGAAAGGUUUUACGUUUCCAAAUACAGCCUGACAAAUGGCACUUUGGGACUGUGCUUUCUGAUGACAAGGCGUUCGAUUUCUGACAAAGCCUCUUGCACGCUGCCCCUGGAGGGAAGUCCUAAGUAAAACUCAGACCCUCCUGAAGUGAGGCUCCGAGGGCUUGCAGCGACCGGCAGCAUGGCAGCCGCCGGGCACCUUAUCACCUUGCUCCUGUGGGGUUACUUACUGGAGCUUUGGACAGGAGGUCACACAGCUGACACCCCUCACCCCCGCUUACGCCUGUCACAUAAAGAACUCUUGGAUCUAAACAGAACAUCAAUAUUUCAUAGCCCUUUCGGAUUUCUUGACCUCCAUACAAUGCUGCUGGAUGAAUAUCAAGAGCGACUCUUUGUGGGAGGCAGGGACCUCGUGUAUUCCCUCAGCUUGGAACAAAUCAGUGACGGCUAUAGAGAGAUACACUGGCCUAGCACAGCACUAAAAACAGAAGAAUGUAUAAUGAAAGGAAAAGAUGCAAGUGAGUGUGCAAAUUAUGUUCGGGUUUUGCAUCACUAUAACAGGACACACCUUUUGGCCUGUGGUACUGGGGCUUUCGACCCACUAUGUACCUUUAUCAGAGUUGGGUACCAUUUCGAGGAGCCUCUCUUUCACCUGGAAUCACACAGAAAUGAGAGAGGAAGAGGCAGGUGUCCUUUUGACCCCAGCUCCUCCUUCAUCUCCACUUUGAUUGGCAGUGAGUUGUUUGCUGGGCUCUACAGUGACUACUGGGGCAGAGAUGCUGCCAUCUUCCGGAGCCUGGGGCGCCUGACCCACAUUCGCACUGAGCAUGACGACGAGCGCCUGCUGAAAGAACCAAAAUUUGUAGGUUCGUAUAUGAUUCCUGACAAUGAAGACCGCGAUGACAACAAAGUAUAUUUCUUUUUUACUGAGAAGGCUCUGGAGGCAGAAAAUAAUGCCCAUGCAAUUUACACCAGAGUGGGGCGACUUUGUGUGAAUGAUGUGGGAGGGCAGAGAAUACUGGUCAAUAAGUGGAGCACAUUCCUCAAGGCAAGACUGGUUUGCUCAGUACCAGGAAUGAAUGGAAUUGAUACAUAUUUUGAUGAACUGGAGGAUGUUUUUUUGCUGCAUACCAGAGAUCAUAAAAACCCAGUGAUAUUUGGACUCUUUAACACUACCAGUAAUAUAUUUAGAGGGCAUGCUAUAUGUGUCUAUCACAUGUCUAGUAUCCGGGCAGCCUUUAAUGGACCGUAUGCACAUAAGGAAGGACCUGAAUAUCACUGGUCACUCUAUGAAGGAAAAGUUCCUUAUCCAAGGCCUGGAUCUUGUGCCAGCAAAGUGAAUGGGGGGAGGUACGGAACCACCAAAGAUUAUCCGGAUGAUGCCAUCCGGUUUGCGAGAAGCCAUCCACUAAUGUACCAGCCCAUAAAACCUGCCCACAAAAAGCCUAUAUUGGUAAAAACGGAUGGAAAAUAUAACCUGAGACAAAUAGCAGUGGAUCGAGUGGAAGCUGAGGAUGGCCAAUAUGAUGUCUUGUUUAUCGGGACAGAUAAUGGAAUUGUACUAAAAGUGAUCACAAUUUAUAACCAAGAAACAGAAUCCAUGGAAGAAGUAAUUUUGGAAGAACUUCAAAUAUUCAAGGAUCCAGUUCCUAUCAUUUCUUUGGAGAUUUCUUCAAAGCGACAACAGCUGUAUAUUGGAUCAUCUUCUGCUGUGGCUCAAGUCAGAUUCCAUCACUGUGACAUGUAUGGUAGUGCUUGUGCUGACUGCUGCCUGGCUCGAGACCCUUACUGUGCCUGGGAUGGCAUUUCCUGUUCCCGGUAUUACCCAACGGGCACACAUGCAAAAAGGCGGUUCCGCAGACAAGAUGUUCGGCAUGGAAAUGCAGCUCAGCAAUGCUUUGGACAGCAGUUUGUUGGGGAUGCUUUGGAUAAGACUGAAGAGCGCCUGGCCUAUGGCAUUGAGAACAACAGUACUUUGCUGGAAUGUACUCCACGAUCUUUACAAGCGAAAGUCAUCUGGUUUGUACAGAAAGGACGUGAAACAAGAAAAGAGGAGGUGAAGACAAAUGACAGAGUGGUUAAAAUGGACCUUGGUUUACUCUUCCUAAGGGUACGCAAAUCAGAUGCUGGGACCUAUUUUUGCCAGACAGUAGAACAUAGUUUUGUCCAUACUGUUCGUAAAAUUACCUUGGAGGUAGUGGAAGAAGAGAAAGUGGAGGAAAUGUUUAAUAAAGACUAUGAGGAGGACGGGCCUCACCGGAUGCCUUGUCCAGCCCAGAGCAGCAUCCCACAAGGAGCAAAACCAUGGUACAAGGAAUUCUUGCAGCUUAUUGGUUACAGCAACUUCCAGAGAGUGGAGGAAUACUGUGAAAAAGUAUGGUGCACAGAUAAGAAGAGGAAAAAGCUUAAAAUGUCACCCUCCAAGUGGAAGUAUGCCAACCCACAAGAAAAGAAGCUCCGCUCCAAACCUGAGCACUAUCGUCUACCCAGGCACGUGUUAGACUCCUGAUGGGAAGAAACCAUCAACUGGCUUUUCAAAGAUUUAUAUUUGGAAUCUAAAAGAGAGAGAGAAACCAUCCAACUUCUUUGCAUUACUUAAAAGAGAUUUCUGUAAUACAGAAAGGACUAUAAAUGUGUUAGGAU